Messenger RNA from Drosophila bipectinata, 2246 nucleotides. It is a transcript of the gene nerfin-1, whose product is annotated as nervous fingers 1. Gene Ontology annotation, biological process: neuron differentiation; regulation of cell cycle process; negative regulation of transcription by RNA polymerase II. Lineage: Eukaryota; Metazoa; Arthropoda; Insecta; Diptera; Drosophilidae. Gene Ontology annotation, cellular component: transcription repressor complex; nucleus. Gene Ontology annotation, molecular function: RNA polymerase II cis-regulatory region sequence-specific DNA binding; DNA-binding transcription repressor activity, RNA polymerase II-specific. The record is from RefSeq and is a predicted model, not a curated record.
UUCAACGUCAUUCGCAGCAGAAACGUCGAGCCGACUAGAGGUCCUGCCGCUUUUUGGGAGUUCACUCAGUCCGCAAGGAUCAGCGUUAUCAGUUUGUUGUUAAGUUUCCUUCCGUUCUACGUUCACCGUUCUACGUUCUCCGUUCACCGUUCACCGUUCCACGUUCUACGUUUUGUUCUGUUUUAUUAAUUGCCAAACGCGUUUAAGUUAUCCACUAUCGAUGCCAUGGCCCAAACACAGACACAAAUGCAAACCCACUCGGAAACCGAGACCCUCAAACACCCACACAGCAUCGGCAUCCAGCUGCAGCACAAGGGCAUGCCCCACGGCCUCGGUUUGCUGACCACAGUGGCCUCCCUGCCCCCCAAGUACCGCAGUCGCUAUCUGAACCUGAAAACCAAGUGCGAAAUUCCACUGGAUCUCACGGUGAAACUACCAUCGCCAGUGCCCAGUUGCGAUGUGCCGGUGGCCACCACAUUCACGGAGGUCUAUACCGAAAAUGUGCAGCCGAUCCAGCCGGAAAAGCCAAGGGAGGUGAAGGACCAGCAGCCGGAGUCGGAGCCGGAGCCGGAGCGGCAGCACGAGGCCCUAAAUCCAGUGAAACCGCCAACCCCACCACAAAGUCCAACUAGCAAACGAAAAUUGAGCUGCGACACUGAUGACGGCUAUCAGCAACCUGCCAAAAUGUCCAAAAUGGAAGCAUCCGCUGUCGAGAUUGAAGCUACGCCGGCGAAACCCAUCCAGGUGACCGAUUCUGCGCCAAAAACCAACAAGCCCACCACCUCCUCCGGCAAGCCCUCACGCAAUAAGGCCACACGUAAGCUUAAAUUCGACGAGGAAACCAGUUCACCGGUUUCCGGCACAAUUAUCCGACCUCUGGAGGACAUCACCGAUGGCACCAUGCAGUACAGCAACGGUGACAUAGAUCCCAAGUACAACAUCGUUGAGAUCACGGAGGAGACUAAGGCUGAAUUGGCGGCCAUCAAGAAUGUGAUUGGGGACUAUGUGUGCCGGUUGUGCAAGAUCAAGUUUGAGGAUGCCUUCGGGCUGGCGCGGCACAGAUGUGCCUGCAUUGUGCUCCUCGAGUACAGGUGCCCCGAGUGCGGUAAGCAGUUCAAUUGUCCCGCCAACCUGGCCUCCCAUCGUCGCUGGCACAAGCCGAAAAAGGAGGCCGCCACCUCCUCCAAAAAAGAGAAUCGCAACACCAUCAAUCAACAGCAGCAGCAGACACAACAACCACAGCAGCUGGCUGACAAAAAGGAUGCCGAAGAAGUGUCCUUUGAUUGUCUGGAGUGUGGCAAGAAAUUCAAGAGGGCUGCCUACCUGAGAAAACACCAACUGACUCACCAGAAAAAGGCGAAACUGGGGGAGGAACCAGUCGAACCACCCAUCCCCACACCCACCACAACAACCACAAUAACUGGCAGUUUCCACUUCAAUCAGGCUGGCUCUUCGGGAGUCUCCACGUCCUCCGCCAGCAGCUCGCACUCGGAUGAGGGAGUCUACGUUGUGGGCACGGCAUCCAGAAGUAAUUACGACUAUGACAAUGAUUACCUCUCAGACUGCAGCACCUCGACCUCAUCCGCCGGCUACGGGCGCCUCCAGAUCGUGGAGCACGGUCUCACCGAGGAGGAGAGUAUUGCUGCCGCGGCCUUGACCAAUCUGCGGAACUGUGCCUCCGUCAUCCAGCACACCACCAUGGCCCACUAAUAUCGAGUGAGAUUUUAUACCAAAAAUAACAAUAGUUUUUACUUGAAAGUUUAGUUAAGUUUAGUUAUUAGUUAAACCAAAAAUCCCAUUCCACGUUUGGGAUAUCUGCAGCUAAAACCGACCAAAGAAUUAGUUUUAUUAUGAAAAGGGUAAUUCAGUUUACCCGUUUUUAAUAUUAGUUAGAUGUAAAGUUUAGUUUAGUUAACCGAUUCAGUUUCGUUCGCAAGAUGAGUUCAAUUCUAGUCAGACUCUAAUUUGUAAUCCGUACUUCGGCAAUCAUUCCCAGUAGGUACUUUUAAUUCUAGUCAGUGUAAACCAAAGAAUCUUGGCACUAGUCAGCUUCAGGAGGAUCUCAAAAACACUUCUAGUCAUUAGGAUUAGUUAAGGAACAGUUGGGAGUGCAAAGAACUCUAGUCAAACAAAAAACAUCAAAAACCAAAGAUUCAUUACUAACAUUUCUCAUAACUUAUAACCCUCAUAGCUAUUUUUCAAACUAACACUUUUCAUAAACUUUUAUCUGAAACUAACACUCCAUC